UCAUGGUGACCUCUUCCUGUAAACACCGGAAGAAGACGACUGGCCUUGGAUUGAGCAAAAUGGCCGACGUUGAGAUGGACAUCGCGUCCAGAAGUAUGAAUAACGGCAACGAACACGUAAAGCAGGACCUGGAAAGCCACGAGCGAAGUGGAAAUGAAGACAGCGGAGAUUUGUCUGAGGAAGAGGAGGAGGAAGAGGAGGCGGAGACUAACGGAGAGAAGGCUGAGGAAGGGGAGACCAAACAGCCGAGUGGCGUUGGCAGUGGCGUAGGCAGUGGCGGCGGUAGUGGUGGCAAACACAAGAGGAAGAAACACAAGCACCGCAGCAAGCACAAAAAGCACAAGCACGCCUCCGACGAGGACAAGGAGCGGAAGCGCAAACACCGACACAAGCACCGCAAACACAAGCGCAAGGACGGCUCCUCGCCCGCCGCCGCCACCGCCGCCGCCCUGUUCGGCGCCUCAGGACACAAAAAGACUGAGUCGUCCCCGUCAUCGGGGAACCCCAGCCUGGACGACCGUGCCCUGCUGGAGGACCUGGAGAAGCAGCGCGCCAUGAUCAAGGCGGAGCUGGACAGCCAGCUGAUGGAGGGCAAGGUUCAGUCGGGCAUGGGCCUCAUACUGCAGGGCUACAACUCGGGCUCGGAGGAGGGGGCCGGGGCUGGCGCUGCCGGUGGUGCCGGUGGUGCCGCCGGCGGCGGCGGAGGGGACGGCGAGGGCCGGGUCAGGAACGGUCAGCGUGCCGGUAAACCCCCAGGGUCGCCGCGGGCCGGGAGGAGCGGGAAGUCUCGGCGGGAAUCGACGGAGGCCGGGAAGUCUGCCUCCAAGCGCCACAGCCGCAGCCGCUCGAGGGAAAAGGAGAAGGCGGCCAAGGAGCCGAAGGCGGAGAAGGCGGCCAAGAGCAGCAAGGAGGCCAGCGGGAAGGAGAAGGGCCGCGGGGGGCGGAGCCGCUCCAAGGAGCGCAGGGGGCCAGAGAGCUCGGAGCGCUCCAAGGAGAGGACCAGGAAGUCCCCGUCCCCUGGGGGCCGCAGGGCGGAGCAGAGGGCCGGCCGCGCCGACAAGCGCCCCACGCCCCCCCAGGCCGACAUCAGACCCCCGCAGGAUCGCCCGUCCCGUCCGGGAGAUCGCGAGCGGCCCGGUCGCUCGGACGCGGACCGGGACAAGAGGCCCACCAAGUCCCCCUCCAAGGACGCCUCUUCGGGGAAGGAGAACCGCUCUCCCCACCGCCGGGCGCUCGCCGCCUCCCCGCGCCGCCGCAGCUCCUCCCCCCGCCUCAAGGCCCCCCAGCCAGCCCCCGCCAGCGCCCCGGAGCGGGCCGCAGUCCGCAGCGGCUCCAGGCCGCGCUCUCCGCCCAGGGGGGGCCGCACCCGCUCGCCGGACCCCCGGAGGAGAGACGCAGCCGAGCGCCCCGAGUCCCCGCUGAGGAAGCGUCUGCGUCCUGACGGGCCUCCGGGCAGGGCCCGGUCCCGGGAGCUCAGCCCCCGGUUGGCUGCGCGACGCCGCCCCAGCCGCUCCCCGCUACCACGGCGACGCCUCUCUCCCCGCAGGCGGAGCAGGUCUCCUCUGAGACACAGGUCGGAUGAGCGGGACCGCUACGGCCGGCCGCGGCAGUACCGCCGCUCCUUCUCCAGGGAGCGGGGGAGGAGGAGGAGGAGCCGCGACGAGGACAAGUUCAAGGGCAGCCUGUCCGAAGGCAUGAAGGUGGACCAGGAGUCCUCCGGAGAAGAAGUCCUAGAGGACUUUGACGGUGAGGAGGUGGACGAAGAGGCUCUCAUUGAACAGAGACGCCAGCAGCGGCUGGCCAUCGUCCAGAAAUACAAGCUGGGGACCGACGAGGGCACCAUGGCGUCGGAGCCCAGCAGCCCCCAGAGCAGCGCGCGUAGCCGCUCGCCCUCCCCCGACGACGUCCUGGAGCGUGUGGCGGCCGACGUCAAGGAGUACGAGCGCGAGAACCUCAACACGUUCGAGGCGAGCAUCAAGGCCAAGCACAACCUCAUCGCCCAGGAGAAAGACGGGGCCAACCCCAAGAAGCCCUCGGCCCCUGAUAUGUUCACCGAGUCGGACGACAUGUUCGCCGCCGACUUUGACAACGCCAGGAUGCGUGCGGCGGGCGUGGGGAAGGACUUCAAGGAGAACCCCAACCUUCGAGACAAUUGGACGGACGCGGAGGGCUACUACCGUGUGAACAUCGGGGAGACGCUGGACAAGCGCUACGACGUGUACGGCUACACGGGCCAGGGCGUGUUCAGUAACGUGAUCCGGGCCAGAGACACUGCUCGCGCCGGCCAGGAGGUGGCAGUCAAGAUCAUCCGCAACAACGAGCUCAUGCAGAAGACGGGUCUCAAGGAGCUGGAGUUCCUGAAGAAGCUGAACGACGCCGAUCCCGAUGACAAGUUCCACUGCCUGCGGCUCUUCAGGCACUUCUACCACAAGCAGCAUCUCUGUCUGUGCUUUGAGCCCCUCAGUAUGAACUUGCGGGAGGUCCUGAAGAAGUACGGUAAGGACGUGGGUCUCCACAUCAAGGCGGUCCGCUCCUACAGCCAGCAGCUCUUCCUGGCCCUAAAGCUCCUCAAGAGAUGUAACAUCCUCCAUGCGGACAUCAAGCCUGACAACAUCCUGGUAGGGGCCAGUCUGUUAUAUAACAUUAUCAUCGUCAACGUAGUGCUCAAGCCAGACAACAUCCUGGUGAAUGAGUCCAAGACCAUCCUGAAGCUGUGUGACUUCGGGUCUGCGUCCCACGUGGCCGACAACGACAUCACACCCUACCUGGUCAGCAGGUUCUACCGAGCCCCCGAGAUCAUCAUAGGUAAGCCGUACGACUACGGUAUUGACAUGUGGUCGGUGGGCUGCACGCUGUAUGAACUCUACACCGGGAAGAUCCUGCUGCCCGGCUCCUCCAACAACCACAUGAUCAAGCUAGCCAUGGACCUGAAGGGCAAGAUGCCCAACAAGAUGAUCCGCAAGGGCCUCUUCAAAGACCAGCACUUCGACCAGAACCUCAACUUCCUCUACAUCGAAGUGGACAAAGUCACAGAGCGGGAAAAGGUGACGGUGAUGUCCACCAUCAACCCCACCAAGGACAUCCUGGUGGACAUGGUGGGGUUCCAGCGGCUGCCCGAGGACCAGAGGAAGAAGGUGAUGCAGCUCAAGGAGAUGCUGGACGCCACCCUGAUGCUGGACCCGGCCAAGCGCAUCAGCAUUAACCAGGCCCUGCAGCAUCCCUUCAUCCAGGAGAAGAUCUGAGGCGCUCCCCUCAGGGGGGGCUGACUGACGGACAGGACCUCAUGGAGGGGUCCAUCUCGUGGGGGAUGUGGUUGUUCUUUUUGAAUUUGGUCAGCGCAGACACACAAGCUCGAUUUGUUUUAUUCUCAUGGGGGAAAACAAUGGCACAGGAAGUGUUUGUUUCUGUGGUUUAGUCUUGGUCCACCUCCUGUUCCCCACCCCCACCACCCCCCCCACCCCAUGAUGCCCCAAUACCCGAUGGGUUCACUGUUCAACUGGCAUUGAAGGCGACGCUCAAGGAAAUCGGAGAAAUUCCUGUAAAUAUGUCCAUUAGACUUUCGAAAAUCAAGGCAGCCGCCACUCCUAGUUUAAUUUUAUUUUCAUAACAAUGGUUUUUGUCAUCACUAGUACGCAGAGGGUGGAAACGUUUUUUUUUAAUUAUUUGUACCCGUUUCGCUGCGAUGCAUGUUUCUGAAUGUGCUCAACGUGUUGUGUGUUGCAGGCCUGUGUAAAAUACUGUGUGUGUGUGUGUGUGUGUAUGGAUCUCUGCCUUUCUAUCCAACCCGACCGUAGAAGUCUCCGCCCCCUUUCUCCCCAUACGCCGAUAACCGACGACACACCCCUUGAGAUGCAUUGAAGGAACAAGGAUGUACGCAUCACCAGAAGAACUCCAUUUCCCAAUUUAACACGUGUUCCUAAUAAUAGCUCAGAGAUAAGAAAAAAAAGGAAUCAAAACUUGACUGUCAAACCGCCGGGACAGCGCCCUCGUCUGGUGAAGUUUCGCCUUGCGGUAGUUUCUUCUUGAUUGGCUGGAAAUUGGUACCAGGUGACGAUGGUUGUCAUGCAAUGAUUUCGAACCAAAGUUGGUUUGGUUUUUGUGAAAUGGGGCAAUUGUAACAUACUGUUGGGCGCAGUCCAUGUGUUCUGAUCUCACCAUUUGGUUUCUCUUCAAUGCAGUCGUCCUAUUGAAGCCACACUGGCAGGCCCUACGUCACACACUGUUGUAUAUAUUCCAUCGUUGCCAUCCUUUUCAUGUUUUGAUUUAUUCUCCAUUAAGUGGUUUAAACAAUCUUGUGAUUUGAAUAAAGAAUAGUUGUGAAACAGCUGUUAAAGAAACACCUCGGUGUAACACAACUUUUAGUAAUAAAAUAUUUCAUAUUCUAUACCAAAAGUC
Molecule: messenger RNA, 4395 nt
Organism: Gadus morhua (Atlantic cod)
Lineage: Eukaryota; Metazoa; Chordata; Actinopteri; Gadiformes; Gadidae
Gene: prpf4bb
Product: pre-mRNA processing factor 4Bb
Exons: 16
Coding region: 3-3242 (1079 amino acids)
Biological process (GO): peptidyl-threonine phosphorylation; mRNA cis splicing, via spliceosome; peptidyl-serine phosphorylation
Molecular function (GO): protein serine/threonine kinase activity; ATP binding
Source: RefSeq, a predicted model, not a curated record